AGGAAAUGACCUUGACUAUAACAUGGAAGCAAUCUUGUUAGUGUUUGAACUUCGAGAAGGCACAUCCUUUCAACAUGACAUUUUGGCAAGAAAAUUUUUCCUUUAUAAAGGAUGUAUAUGAAUCACGAUCAUCCAAGCUAAUUGAGCUGAUGGACAAGACCGACAAAGCAAUGGCAGCGGUUUUGGCGGAUAAAAUGUAUACAUCGAAUGAGUUCAAAAAGGUCAAAGAGGUUUUUUCGGGUUUGGCAAGAAAUCUUGAACAACCAGACACGAAAGAGUGGUUGACGGUAACCAAGGAUACAUUAUUAUCUGAUAGGCCCAACGAACAAGACGAAGAGUCAAAAAAAUUACAAGCUUUAUUAAACAGAUUUGAUGAAAUAAUGCCACGCAUUGACGAUACAAAAAAAGCUGUUGAUUGCCUAUGGAAGGCAUAUCAAUUUACUGACGAGCUUGCACCCUACAUGGAAUUUAUGGAGGAUGUUCGCAGUAAAUCUUGCAAAGACAUCGUUUCUAACUCUGCUACAGAAACAGAAGAUCAUAUCGAAAAACAUGAAAAGUGCAUGGAUCAUAUGGAUAAGAAAAGAAAAUCGGUGCUCGAUCAGUUAUCUAAGGGAGAAAAAAUUUUGAUUGACCCAAAAUCGCCAAAGUUUCUAGAGGGGCACGUCAACAAGAUGAAAACGCUUUGGGAAACUGCCCAAUCUAGCGCGACUGAACGACUAAGAGCACUUAAAGAAAACUUAACCGCUUGGGAUCGAUACGAAAAAACAAGAGACUCAAUGUCAGUCAAGCUGAACUCAGCAGAUGAGGAAUUUCAGGCAACACAUAAAAUUUUUGACCUCAGCUCAGCUGGCUCUGAUUAUGCCAAGAGGCUUGAAGAUUCAAACGUCAUGAGAAAAGAUAUUGAAAGUACUUUCGGAGUGCUGAAAAGCACAAAUGAAAUUCUGUCGAUGUUCACCGGGGAGACCAAAAAAAGUCAAAUGUUGGAUGAGGUCAAGGCUUUGCAAACGCGUAUGACCAUACUGGAUAGAAUUGACCAAAAGUUGCAAAACAUCAAUGAGUUCAUUAAGCGUCUUAAGACCUUCAACGUUCAACUUGGUGAACUGGAAGAUUGGAAUAAAGAAGGUCGGAAUAGAAUGAAUGAACUGCUGGAACCAACGAAACCACUCUUACCGGAGGAGCGUGUAAUGUACACAAUGGAGCUCCAAUCUGACAUAGAGGUUCAUCUAGAUAAGCACCAAAAACAUGAAGACGAAUGGGAUCAGCUUAAGCCAACAGAAGCAAAUGAACAGUCCCCUGAAUCAGAGGCAUACGUUACAAGAUUGGGAGAGGUAAAAUCAUUUCUGUCUCAGCUUCUGACAGAAGUUAAAACUGAGGGAGAAAAAUUUGGUGAAGAUAUCAAACAUCUGGCCGAUUUUACCAGCGGUUGCAAGCGCUUUGAACCAUGGAUUGUCGAUGCCGAGGCAAAAAAGAAUGCAGGUUUAAAAAAACCGCGGGACCUAGAGGAAGCAAGGUUGGCAUUGGCAGAAAAUCUGAAAUGGAAACAAGAUGCCGAAAAAAUGAAGGCUGUUUUGGACAAUGCUCAUGCUGCAGCACAAAAAAUGACCCUUCACGAUGAGCCUGACCAAAAGCACGAGCACAAUGUUAAACGGUGGGAGGUCAUUGAAUUGACUGCAAAUGAUCGAAUUGAACAGCUUCAAGCAAUGGUUGAUGUUUGGCAGAAACAAGCGGACACUGCUGCCAUGGUGACUGCUGCAAUUGCGGCAAAUCCUUCAGAGAGCAGCAAGGAGAUGAAACUUGAAGACUUAGAAGUGCACUUAAACUCCUUGAGGCAAAUGUUUAUUGAGAAACAAAAGAUGAUGGAAAAGAUGGAAAACUCAGACAAAUGAUGAACCAGACUAUGAGAAGACUCAUCAGAAUAUGACAUUUCCUUUUAUUGUCUCGCUCUUUCUCGCAAAUAAUAGCAAUAAAACAUAAAAUUUGAAUAGCGAAAA
Molecule: messenger RNA, 1991 nt
Organism: Tigriopus californicus
Lineage: Eukaryota; Metazoa; Arthropoda; Copepoda; Harpacticoida; Harpacticidae
Product: myosin-11-like
Exons: 7
Coding region: 75-1886 (603 amino acids)
Biological process (GO): nuclear migration
Cellular component (GO): nuclear outer membrane; cytoplasm; meiotic nuclear membrane microtubule tethering complex
Molecular function (GO): actin filament binding
Source: RefSeq, a predicted model, not a curated record